GGGAGGGGGCGGGGCCGCGCGCAUGCGCCCCGGGGGCGGCGGCGGCGGCGGGCCGGGAGCGGGGCCGUGCGGGCGCCAUGUUGUGGUUCGGCGGCUCCAUCCCCGCCGCCAUCGCCGCGGCCAAGCAGCGCGGCGCCGUCUUCGUCGUCGUCGUCUCAGGUGAGGAUGAACAAUCUACCGAGAUGGCUGCGAGGUGGGAAGAUGAGAAGGUGACCGAGGCUGCUUCAGAUGGUUUUGUUGCUAUUAAAAUCGACACCAAAAGUGAAGCAUGCCUGCAGUUUUCUCAAAUUUAUCCUGUAGUGUGUGUUCCAUCCAGUUUUUUUAUAGGAGACAAUGGAAUCCCUCUGGAAGUAAUUGCUGGCAGUGUUUCUGUAGAAGAGCUCGUUACCAGAAUCCAUAAAGUCAAACAGAUGCAUGCAGAAAAAGGGCAACCUCUGGAAAAUCCUGGUCAGUCAUCUGCUCCGUGUCCCUCAUCUCAAUCUGAUGGUGCUCCAGAAAACGUGCAAUCCACAGCAGCAGGGUUCUGUGACUCUGCUGAGUCUGUUACGUCAGAGACAGUAAGGCCUUCUGCUGCUAACGAUGGAGCAAAUUCAGGUCAAGCAAGCCAGGAAGCUGCUCAGUCUUCAGAUGCACAAGCGAGUGGUGCUCAGCCCGCGAAUGACCUUGCACUCAAAGUAGAAAGGAUAACAAAAAAGCUUGAAGAAAGGCGAGAAGAGAAAAGGAAAGAAGAAGAACAGAAAGAAAUUAAGAAAGAAAUCGAACGGAGAAAAACCGGUAAAGAAAUGCUAGAGUACAAAAGACGGCAAGAAGAAGAAUUGACAAAACGGAUGUUAGAGGAAAGGAACAGAGAAAAGGCAGAAGAGAAGGCAGCUAGAGAGCGUAUAAGACAACAGAUUGCAAUGGAUCGUGCUGAGAGAGCGGCUCGCUUUGCAAAAUCCAAGGAAGAAGCAGAAGCUGCAAAAGCUGCAGCUCUUCAGGCUAAACAGGCUGAGCUGGAGGCCAGAAAAGAAGCAUCUCAAAAGGAACGAAGCCUGGUAGCCAGGAUUCAGUUCCGCCUGCCAGAUGGGUCUUCGUUCACUAACCAGUUCCCCUCCGAAGCACGGCUGGAAGAGGCAAGGCAGUUUGCUGCACAGACGGUUGGUAAUGCUUAUGGCAAUUUUUCGCUGGCGACAAUGUUUCCCAGAAGGGAAUUUACCAAAGAAGAUUAUGGAAAGAAAUUACUGGAGCUAGAGCUGGUACCCAGCGCUUCAGUGGUGCUGCUGCCGGCGGGAAGACCGGCUACUUCGGUUGUUCAGGCUUCAGGUGGUGAUCUGUGGAAGUUCUUGGGCACAAUACUUUAUCCCCUCUUAGCAGUCUGGAGAUUUAUUAGCAAUUUCCUGUUUACAAGUCCACCUCCCUCACAGUCUGCUGCGAGAACCGCGCAUCAGCAAGACCAUUCAAAUCCUUCAAAGCCCAGCAACAGUGAGCAAAGCAGGCAAACAGUCAGGAAACGAGUCAUGGAGAAGCGAGGGGAAGACUUCAAAAAAGAAGGCAAAAUCUAUAGACUGAGGACUCAAGAUGACGGAGAAGAUGAAAACAACACUUGGAAUGGAAAUUCUACACAACAAAUGUAGUUUUAAGUAACUGCAGUAACUACUGUCUGGCUUUCUUUUUUUCUCUCCUUAAUUGAUCUAAGUCAACUACAGCUUCUGGACAAGUGGGGCUUAUUUCACACCAAGUGAGUUACUUAAUUCUUAUUCCUGCAGGGGAGGAUGGAAUAAAUUUGCCUAAGUCAGAGAAAUGAAGGGGGUGGCGCUGAGGCUUAGAAGGCAAGUUAAGACUGAAAAUCUACAUCAGCUUUCAUAAUCAAUACCCUACUGCCCUUAGGAAGGCACUUUUUAAUCUUUAAAUAUUCUGCUACAUAAAUUUAAGGGUCAGAUAUAUUAAUAUAAAGGUUGUGAGAGGGGAAUGACUGGUUAAAAUGAGGUUUUCAGAAGCACUAUAAGUAGCAAAUCAGGUAACUAAUUUAUGUUUAACUUUUUUCUUGCUUCUGCAACUGCAAGCAAAACCUUGUAGUUUUUAAUUCCCCAAGCACUCAAUAAAAUAUUUUCCAGAAAA
Anas platyrhynchos (mallard) is the source of this 2097-nucleotide messenger RNA. RefSeq names its product UBX domain protein 4 (gene UBXN4). NCBI's taxonomy places the organism in Eukaryota, Metazoa, Chordata, Aves, Anseriformes, Anatidae. Gene Ontology annotation, cellular component: endoplasmic reticulum. Gene Ontology annotation, biological process: ERAD pathway. Gene Ontology annotation, molecular function: protein binding. The record is from RefSeq and is a predicted model, not a curated record.